UAGCUGUCCAUUGUCCGUGAUUUCCGGUCGCGGAGGGUCCAACUUCCGAGCAACUGAGGGCGCGCUGUCACGUCGGCGCCAAGUUGGCAACCUGGAGCAUGUAAAGUAACCAAGGAAACUGAACUUCAGUAUGUGGUAUAUUAUGCAGAGCAUCCAGAGUAAAUAUUCUUUGUCAGAGCGCUUGAUCCGGACUAUAGCAGCCAUCCGAUCUUUCCCGCAUGACAAUGUUGAAGACCUAAUAAGAAGGGGAGCAGAUGUCAACUGUAUGCAUGGUACACUGAAACCAUUGCACUGUGCUUGCAUGGUGGCUGAUGCAGAUUGCAUUGAGCUGCUGUUGGAAAAAGGAGCUCAGGUCAACGCCCUUGAUGGCUACAAUCGAACAGCCCUUCAUUAUGCAGCUGAGAAAGACGAGACUUGUGUGGAGAUCCUUUUGGAAUACGGGGCAAAUCCCAAUGCACUGGAUGGCAAUAAGGACACCCCACUGCAUUGGGCUGCCUUUAAAAACAAUGCCGAAUGUGUCCGAACACUUUUGGAAAGCGGGGCCUUUGUCAAUGCUCUGGAUUAUAAUAACGACACCCCUCUGAGCUGGGCAGCAAUGAAGGGCAACCUGGAGUGUGUCAGCAUCCUCCUGGAGUACGGAGCUGAGGUCCGGAUAGUCAAUAUGAAGGGGCAGACCCCAAUUUCAAGGUUAGUUGCCCUGCUGGUCAGAGGACUUGGCACCGAGAGGGAAGAUUCCUGCUUCGAUCUCCUUCACAGAGCUGUUGGACACUUCGAAUUGAGGAAAAACGGUGCAAUGCCCCGCGAAGUUAUGCGAGAUCAGCAGCUUUGUGAAAAGCUGACCAUGCUAUGCUCUGUCCCAGGCACAUUAAAGACGCUCUCGCGCUAUGCUGUGCGCCACAGCCUGGGUAUGCAGUUCCUACCAGACGCAGUGAAGGAACUGCCUCUGCCAGAAUCUUUGAAAGAAUAUGUCUUGCUUAAAUGAUGGCUCCCUCUUUUUUUUCAUAGGAUUGUAUUAACCACCACAUUGGGGAGCCACGGUGUACCUGGCCUUUCAACUUUGCGGUAGUAGCAUCAGUACAAAAUAGAUUUUACAGAUGUAGCUCCAGGAGUCAAAAGCUGGUGUGACAUCUGUGGUUUUGUCCAGUGUUUUCCCUUAGCUUCUUCAUUUGCUAUAGUAACCUUCUGACCUUUCUUUAGUGAAGGAGGCUAGGAAAAGACUGCUGGCUUCUUAUGGCCAGAAGGCCAAAGUGAAGCAAACCUAUGUUCCAUCUCCUGAAGAGGACCACUUCCUAAAUUCAGGAUUUGACUUCUGUUCUCUGUGAAACAUUCACAGAGCCAGUUGUCUCCUAGCACUGCAAAACUGAGGUGGCUGAAGAAUGAAAACAUUUCUUCCUUUAAACUCAUUACAGGCAUCAAAGCAUUUGAGUAAUCCAGUCUUCCUCUUAGUUUUAGGCUUCACUAAGACAGGCCGUCCAUGAAUUUCAUUUUUUUUUGUUUAUUGAUAAAUGAUUCCCUUUCAGGAAUGUAAUGGCUUAAUGAAUCUGAAUAAAGAAAUCCCAGUGAGCUGAUCAGCUCCUGUAGAGAUUAAGGGCUGUUCUCUUUUACAUUAGCUCCUUUGAGAUUCUCGCAUCCAGCUGCAGAGAUGCUCAGAAUUGCAAAAGCUCUUUUGGAAAAGCAAGAACAUAGCAUCCCAGCACUUUGGGGAACCAAAGCCAAAAAGGUUCUUCAGAGUGGGUGUGGAUAUGCAUUUGGCCAUUCUACUUCUUAAAACAGCCACAUGAUUCCAGAGAGUACCGAUUUGCAUUAAGGAAAUGCAAAUUGGGCUGGAUUUAAGCGCACACUUGAUGUGUCUUUAACUAAAAUGCAUAAUUCUUCAGGUUUGCUUGGCUAGGGAGAGCCCAGGAAAAGACCCUGGUUUGUUAAGGAGAGGCGCUGCCAAGAGUCAUGUGCAUGCCAAUGUGUGUGCGCGCAUCCUUUCUCCAGGGCAUCAUUUGGUUUUAGGAUCUUGAGUGCUGCACAUUGUUAAUUUGGAUCAUCUGUUCUUGUUGCUUUAGACCAUCUAUUUAUAUCACAGAAAAAAGUGAUAGAAAUCUAAGGAGAUGAUGAAGUGUGUUGCUUCAGCCUGGGUGAGGAAUUUGUGACAAGAUAAGGAGAUGGGCCGGGUGAGGAAGGAUCAAAAGUCCUACAAUAAAAAAAGAUGCGGUGUUUUUUUAAACUCAUUUGUUUACAGUACUGAUUUGUAUGUGUGAUCAUAAAAAGUAACGUUCAGGAUCAGGCUGACCGAAACCUGUAGCUGGAUUAGCUCUCCAUACUCUCACCUCAUCACAACCAUCGGUAGAAACUGUUGUCCUAGCAGAGGAAAUUGAAAAAAAGUAACUCAGUGAUGCUGGUUCUGGAGGCAUACUAAUGAUCAUGGGAGUUUUGUAUCUUGCAUAGGGAUGAGGAAAUCUUUUCUGCCAAUGAUGUAUGAACUUACAUAUUUUAUUCACUGUUUUAAAGCUUUCCAGAAUGUUCUUUCACUUCCUGUACUUUGCAGCUCCAGACAAAGCUACUAGGCUCAUAUUGAGCCUAGCAACAAUGGAACUGUCUAAUAUAGUCAGCUUCUGGUUUUCCAGCACAUUUUUUAUUAUUGUACAGUUCUAGUGUGCCCAAGCGAAGAAAUGCCAAAGAAAGUAUUCAUUUUUGAAAAAGUUAAGGCAUCUUUUUAAAUGUUUCAAUGGGUUUCCCCAUUGGACACAAGUUAAAAUACACUAUUCUUGCCAUGCAAUUAUAUUUGUAAUUCUCUUAUUUUGUGGCAGGCUUCUGUUGUUUCCAUUGCCUUGAUCUGUUUUAAUGAAAAUUAAAAAUUGGGGGCGGGGGGGGGGAGAAGUCAAAUUUAUUAAGGUCUAUAUCUGCCAUUUCUUAGAAGGUUGAUCACUGUAAAGUUGCAGACAUGUAAAAUUGCACGUGUGUUUCUUUCACAAAUAAUUAUCUUGGUUCAGACAAAUGAAGCAGCAUACUUAUGAAUGCGGGAGAGCUGAGAAUACCCCCCCUCCCAAUUCCCCCUUUAGACAUCUGGAGCUUUAAGUUCCAAGACCGUCACUGAGCAAGUGCAGUGGCCUGGGUGUGUGGGCAUUGUAAUUACAACCACUGUUUUAUCUGCUAUUCAGUUUCAGAAAGGGAAUUGUAAUUUCUGACAAUAAGCCUUUUUUUUUUGGCUAUUCUCCCAAGAUUGGAGUAUUGGCUCUCACAUUGAUUCCUGGAGCGUCUCCUCUCUGCUCAGGAUAGUAUCCUGGCUUCCAUUUUGAAGAAAGGGAGAUGGGAAUUAGAACCCUAAACAGCCAUCUUGAAAAUUAGGCAAUGUGGGAAUAACUAUAUUAAUUGUCAAAAUGUAUUCUAUGAUUCUGGAUUGUGGAAUCUCCUCGAUAUGAACAGAGCCAUCAUUCUCUUCUAGAUGUGUUUCCUUUCUUAUUGCUCAAGCAAAUUAACAACACUAGAAUGCCACAGCUUACACCUUUCAUACAGAAAUAGGGAAAUGAAAAAAUAUUCUCUACAUAGAACAUCUUCAGUUGAAUAGUCGGCUGAAAUAUGUGUUUUUGAAAUUUAGGUCCAUAUAUACUGAAAAAAUAGGUCUUGUUUUAUUCAAUAUAAGAGUUGGGACAGAACCACUUGUAGAAGGAGAGGAGAAAGGAAGCAAAGUGUAACUAUCUUGCUUUCUUUGCCUCAGGAAAUCACUCUAGGAUUUAGAUUUUGGUUUAACCAAAACCCAGAAGCACCACUUUUCAGAUUUUCUGCUGAACUGCAGCUGGACUAAGGCGAUUUGGGAAACAUUUCAAAAUAAUUUUGUUCUUUGUUUCAUUCAUAGACUUCUCCCCCAAAUUUCAAAGGAAUAAUUCAGUAUAAAAUGGUUCUGUUUCUCCCUGCUAUGUCUUCUCCUCCAUAUAGAUCUGGACCUGCUUACAAGAAAAAUCAUGUUCUAAGCUCAAAGUACUCUUUUUGAAGUGCUUGGUUGUGGGGGAACGCUUGUUCAGUACGCAGAUGACUUGGAUAUUAAAAGCUUCUUGAU
Thamnophis sirtalis is the source of this 4045-nucleotide messenger RNA. It is a transcript of the gene ASB8, whose product is annotated as ankyrin repeat and SOCS box containing 8. Gene Ontology annotation, molecular function: protein binding. NCBI's taxonomy places the organism in Eukaryota, Metazoa, Chordata, Lepidosauria, Squamata, Natricidae. The record is from RefSeq and is a predicted model, not a curated record. Gene Ontology annotation, biological process: intracellular signal transduction.